AUGGCGGCUACACUCGAACAGCCGCCCGUCGACUUGCUCGCGGGCGGCCCGGUGAUUGAUUCUGCCUCAAUCACUCCACCGCAGAGCGCCAACGGCAAAAAGGAGGCUCCCGAAAGCGUGCCUUCUGAGUUGUCCGACCUUGAGCUGGACUCCAAACCCAUCGCGGAAAAACUUGAAGAGAAACCGAUCAAGCAGGAAGAAGUGGAGGAGGAAGAAAUCGAACCCGACCACUAUUAUGGCGGCGGCAAGAUCCCUGUCUUUAAGCCUACUAUGGACCAAUUCCGUGAUUUCCAGUCAUUCGUCAAUCGGAUCGACAAAUAUGGAAUGCAAGCAGGAAUAGUCAAAGUCGUUCCUCCAAAAGAAUGGUCCGAGUCACUCCCUCAACUCGACGAGGCCGUCAAGAAAAUUCGCGUGAAGAACCCGAUCAUGCAGGAAUUCCACGGAUCCCACGGUACCUACACGCAGGCGAAUAUUGAACGACAACGCUCCUAUAAUCUGCCUCAGUGGAAGGGCUUGUGCGAUGAGAGCAGUCACCAGCCACCUGCCCGACGUGGAGAAAGACGGCGAAACCUAGAAAGAACGAACCGUGUUGCCUCCACACCGCGGCCCCCAGCCCCUCGACCGGCAGAAGGUCAGAAACGUCGUCCAGGCCGUCCUCCCAAAAAGACGAAAGUCAAGGAAGAGCCUCCUGCGGAAGAUGGGGACAAGUCGAAACCUGAAGGACCUCCGACACCUGUGUCGCCCGAGUCCAACCCCAUCGAGGCUAAGAGUGAGGUUCUGAGCGAGGGCGAGUCCCUGCCUGCCCCGAAGCCCAAAGGGCGACAAGCCAAGUCCGUCAAUGCCCGACGAAAGAACAACCGGGGCGAUACGGUGGACUACGUGGAUGAAGAAGUCUUCCAGGGGUUUGACUAUCGAAUCCAUGAUAACGAGGAUUACACCGCAGAACGAUGCGAAGAACUGGAGACGUCAUACUGGAAGUCGCUGAUGUACAACAAUCCGAUGUAUGGCGCUGAUAUGCCGGGCUCACUUUUUAACGACUCGACCACCUCUUGGAACGUUGCCAAGCUCCCGAACCUUCUCGACGUCCUCGGACAGAAAGUGCCUGGAGUCAAUACGGCCUAUCUCUACCUGGGAAUGUGGAAGGCAACGUUUGCCUGGCAUCUGGAAGACGUCGACCUUUACAGUAUCAACUACAUCCAUUUCGGCGCCCCCAAGCAGUGGUACAGCAUCUCGCAGGAGGAUGCGCCUCGCUUCGAACAAGCCAUGCGCAGUAUUUGGUCGAGUGAUGCGAAGAACUGCGACCAGUUCCUCCGCCACAAGACUUACCUGGUCUCUCCCAGUCUUCUCAAGUCGCAAUACGGAAUCACCGUCAACCGCUUGGUCCACUACGAAGGGGAGUUUGUCAUCACGUUCCCCUACGGCUAUCAUUCCGGCUACAACGUGGGGUACAACUGUGCGGAAUCCGUCAACUUCGCAACUGAAAAAUGGUUGGAUUACGGUCGUAUCGCCAAGAAAUGUCAUUGUGAAGACGACAGCGUCUGGAUCGAUGUGGACGAGAUCGAACGCAAAAUGCGCGGCGAGAGCACUCCUGAAUACUAUGGCGAAUAUGACAGCGAAUUCGAGGGAGCGUCGGAUUUGCUCACGCCCCCGCGUAGCGUGCCCGAGAAGACGCCCUCUAACCGUGGUCGAAAGCGGAAACACGGCGGCGACGGGCCGAGGACCAAACGACCCAAACUCCACCCAGACGGACCUCGGAAGAUCCCGUGUCUGUUGUGCCCUAACGAUCUGGACUAUGAGGAUUUGCUUCCGACCGAAAAUGGCAAAGGCAAUGCGCAUCGUCGGUGUGCAACCUUCAUCGAAGAGACGAGCAUUCUCCGCAAUGAGUCCGGGCAAGAGGUGGUGUGUGACAUUGAUAAGAUUCCCAAGGCUCGCCUGGAACUCAAAUGUCUGUUUUGCCGCGAGGUCCGCGGGGCUUGCUUCCAGUGCAAUUUUGGCAAAUGCACGCGCGCCUACCAUGCCACUUGCGCUCUUCUGGCCGGCGUUGCGAUCGAGCAUGGCUCUAUCGCGGUGAUUGCCGACGAUGGCAACACGUACUCCUUGCCCAGCGUUGACUUGAAGUGCAAGUUCCACCGUCAGAAGCGACCCGCUGGGAUCUCAGGCGAGUCGUUGGAUUCCGAUCGCCGCGUAAACCAAGGCGCCCGUCGUCUGGUGCAGGGCGACCUGAUCCAGUUCCAGACUGACAAGGAGAUUAACGGCGCCAUUGUCCUUCAGAAUCGCCCAGAGGAGCGAUCGCUGCUGCUCAAGGUCCUUCCCCGAGGGGAUGUAAUCGAACUGCCGUAUCGUUGGAUGCUGGUUGUUCGCAGGAGCAAUUUUGCGCCCCUCGCGCCAGGAAUCCAACCCCUCCCGGCCCACCUUGCGCGAAAGCCCGAACAGCGGAAGGAGUUGGAGACCGCUCUCCCAGUGGCAGGCAGUGCCUUCGGCGACAGCCACUCUCCCUAUCAGUGGGCCGCGUUUGAAACGGUGGAGGCUACUCGGAAUGCCCCACCGGUGACGGUCAGCCUCGACAAAGGCGAACAAUUGUGGUACUAUUUGGGCGCGCAGUCGACGGAGAGUAGGGCACAGUAUACACACAACCCUAGCGUCCCCGUCCACAACCCACGGGCCAAUUUCCUCGACAGCGUCAGAGCGGGUCUGGGAGUGUCGAAGAUCUCCCCCCACCAUCAUCGCCAUUGGCGCUACAAUAAUAGUGCUGCCACCGCCCCUGCCCCUCCUUACCAGCAAAAUCUUUACGCUCAAUCCCGACCGCUUUUAAAUCCACCCCUGAACGACGUCAACGCUCACCACCACCGCACCCACUUCCUUCACUCCGCCAGACCGCCCACCUCUUCUCCUUUGGUGCAGCCUCCGCUCGCCCCUCCCCCUCACCCUGCACCUGCCGCUUCCGCUGCCGGUGCUGCUGCUGCUGGAGCUCCUGCGAUGCCGUCGGCCUUUCCAGCAGCACCACCUCCCUCCACCAAUACCUUUGCCAAUGUUCGGGAACUCAUCGCCCGCCGGCGUCUCGCCCAGAUCACCGACCAUGCCAAUGUCUUCGCCGGGUAUACGAUCGUUAGUCCCGAGGUGGUGGUAGAGACCCUCUUGGGUCCCAUGGGCUCAAUUCCGCCUGCCAAUGGUCUGGAAAAAUUAGAGCUGGUUAUGGCCCAGCAGCGGGUGCAGCCACGAGCCGCCGACGGGACCUUGCUGCCGCCACAGACCCUCAACAUGCGGUCGGAGGAAGUGACCCGGUUGCUGCAGAUGCUGCGGUUCUCCCUGGUCAGCCAUCGUGAGCGGCUAGAUGUACUCCAGAAGAAGGAAUCGGAAGGCGUGAAGCAGGAGGUCGACCGGGGAAGCGUGGCGGCUGCCAAGAUGCCCGGCAAAUAUGCCUUUCUCGACCAGCAGCGGGCGCUUGCACCCAAUGUCUACCAGUCUCCGUACAACAUGCCCUCGGGCCUGUCGGAGUAUGCCAAGAAGACGUACGGGCUGGUUCCCUCCGACGACGAGCCGCCCAAGGAGUCCCUGGCGAACGACUUCUUCAAUAGCCUCUCCCAGGAGAUGCAGGAGAAGAUCUUGAAGACUUGCGGCAGCUUUGUGCAACGUGCCAUCGAUCGGUCGGCCAACCACAGCCGCCAAAGCUCGGCGUCCAACCUACGGCUGUCAUCGGCGCUUGCCCAGCAAACGGCAAAUCCGACCAUCGAUAUCACGACGGUCGAGGGCCCGCCAUUGUCUGGUCUUGACCUUCCGCUCCACGCCGACUCCCCCGUCUCCAAUUUUGGCCGGUCGCAUCUUCGGUUUCAUUCGCCGAACGAGUUCCCCAUGCACGGCCCUGACCCUCACCCGGACCAUCACGAUUUGUUUGGGGACCAGCAAGCCAACACCCGCUUCUGGCAGGAAGGGCCGUGGAUCGCCGGCGAUGGCAACACUCCCAAUGACGAGCAUCGGCCCUUCUUCGGUCCGCACGAACGGCUCAAGCACGACUAUGCUUCCUCGGAUAUAUCACUGGGUAAGGGGCCAGGGUCGUUGCAUUCGGUCGACAUGGCCGGCUUCGGGCCUGAUCCCUCCGAAGAUCUCGUUGCUGGACUGAGUCCCUAA
Molecule: messenger RNA, 4125 nt
Organism: Penicillium lagena
Lineage: Eukaryota; Fungi; Ascomycota; Eurotiomycetes; Eurotiales; Aspergillaceae
Product: putative jumonji family transcription factor
Exons: 5
Coding region: 1-4125 (1374 amino acids)
Biological process (GO): chromatin remodeling
Cellular component (GO): nucleus
Molecular function (GO): histone H3K9 demethylase activity; histone H3K36 demethylase activity
Source: RefSeq, a predicted model, not a curated record